Messenger RNA from Ramularia collo-cygni, 1056 nucleotides. RefSeq names its product probable nitrogen metabolic regulation protein nmr. Bases 1 to 1056 code for a protein of 351 amino acids. NCBI's taxonomy places the organism in Eukaryota, Fungi, Ascomycota, Dothideomycetes, Mycosphaerellales, Mycosphaerellaceae. The record is from RefSeq and is a predicted model, not a curated record. The transcript has 3 exons.
AUGAAAUUGAUCCUCGUCAUCGGAGGCACAGGAGCCCAAGGCUCUCCCGUUGUCCACGCCCUCUCCCAAAGCUCCCGCUACACAGUCCGAGUUCUAACCCGUAAYACAAACUCCGCCCGCGCCCAAGAACUCGCCAAACUCCCCAAUGUAGAACUCCUCCAAGGCAGCCAAGACAACCAAAAAGACCUCCACCGCGCCUUCAAAGGUGUCUACGGCGCCUGGGUAAACACAGACGGCUUCACAAUCGGCGAGAAGAAUGAACUCUUCUACGGCAUUCGAGCGUAUGAAAUUGCACGACACGAAGGCGUACAGCAUUACCUCUACGCUUCCACGGAUUACGCGCUGCAAGAUGCGAAUUGGAAUGAAAAGUAUCAUUGGGGACAUAAUGAUGCCAAAGGUCGAGUUGGGGAUUUCAUCAUGGCGCAGGGACAGAAGGGGAUUACGAGCUCUUUGCUUAUUACGGGGCCUUAUAUGAAUAUGUUAUGGGAUGGGAUGUUUGUACCCAAACAGCUGGAUGAUGGUUCUUUUCUCUGGGCUAAUCCUGCAAAGGACGGCAAAAUCCCCCUAAUAGCCCUCGAAGACAUCGGCCUCUACUCCCUCUGGAUCUUCGACAACCCCACGGAAUCCUCAGGUCUAUCCCUAAAAGUCGCAACCGACGAAGUAACUUUUACAGAAAUCACCCAAACUUUCACCAAAGUCACCGGGAAACCCUCAAAACAUCAAUUCCUAGACUUGGAAACAUUCUUACCAAUGGCGGAACCUUUUCCCAAUGCCCCGUCGAAUUGGGCCGCGGGCCCGAAUGCUCAUACGGAUGAAUCGACUAUGACGUGGAGGGAGAAUUUCGGGGCGUGGUGGUUGUAUUGGGGGGAAGGGCUUUGUGAGAAGAGAGAUUUUGCUUUGUUGGAUAGGAUUCAUCCCGGGAGGAUCAAGUCGUUGGAGGAUUGGAUGCGUAAGGUGAAUUAUGAUGGGAAACCGAAGAGUGUUUUGAAGGGGGCGGAGGAUUUGAAGAGAGCUGCUGCUGAGAUGGCCAAGGGGUCGACGCCUUCAACGGCAUAG